AUGCCCGGACCCCUAGCCAUUCGACACUACACUCGGCUCUCGACAGACUUCGAUACGGGCGAUCAAGACGGACGCGGCGGACCGUCUAUCCCACAGCGCAAGCAGAGUUUCAGCGGGGCGAGGACGCGCCCGAGAGCCGAUACGGCAGGCGCGACAAUUGUCGAAGGCAACGAAGCGGGUGCCGGUGCCGAUAUCGGCGCGACGUCCAAGGCGCUCAUCCUCCUCGUGGGACACGUCGGCGGUGUAUUCUGCCUGAUCGCCAUCCUGGUCCUCCUCGUCGUCCCACGCCUACGCUGGAUCGAUGCGAGCUGGACCGUCUACUUCCGCGGCGCCCUGACCACCCUCACGGGUCUGACGGGGAGCGUCAGUUGCCACAAGGUCACUGCUACCGUCGCCGUCUCCUCGCUCCCCACCCUCCCGCCUGUCGCCACAUCCUCGCAUCCCCCCAACGUCGGUGUCUCGCGCUACGAUGCCGCGAGGAGCAAGUACGAGGGCACGACGAGACGACCAACGACGAUGACGACGGCGCCGGCGGUGUCGGACCUCAAGAUCCAGUCCGCCCUGUCUUCGCACAGCUUUACCGCGUUCCCCUCUCCCUCCUCGGCAGCAGGGGAGGGAGGGGGAGGUCGAGACCUGGCCUACUACCUGCUGGGCUACACGGAGAUCAUCUGCAGCGCCGCGGCCGUCUUCCUCGCCACCCUCACCUUUACCGAUCCCACGACGCCUCAAGACUGGGAUGCGCGCGGGGCGAGGGUCGAGUGGAAGGACGCGUACGGCUUCGGCCUGCUCGCCAUCUGCACCGCGUGGAUCCUCGCCCUCGCGCUGCACGCCUACGUCGUCGUGCGCUUCAGACACACCCUCGCCUUUCUUCACGACCAGACUCGUCAGGCGACCAGAGCCAGCGUUGACAUGCUCACCUCGAUGGCCGGCCCAUCAACGCCUUGGUAG
Molecule: messenger RNA, 948 nt
Organism: Pseudozyma flocculosa PF-1
Lineage: Eukaryota; Fungi; Basidiomycota; Ustilaginomycetes; Ustilaginales; Ustilaginaceae
Exons: 1
Coding region: 1-948 (315 amino acids)
Source: RefSeq, a predicted model, not a curated record